AUGAACCGAAAGGAGCCAGAAGACGACUAUGCGCUAUUCCUUACGGCACCUGAAGGCGAAGCUCAAAUUCCAAAUGAGGUUAUUAUGGCGAUUAUUUCAUUAAUAAGAACUGAUCCUCAAAGCAACUGGCGAUUUCAGAUCUCUCUGGUGCCAAUCGUCGCGAUGUGUCAAACCUAUCACAGAAUCGUCAUCCGAUCAGUUGAUUCUGUUAUAAUAUAA
Messenger RNA from Strongylus vulgaris, 219 nucleotides. The record is from the annotation of a GenBank genome assembly. Lineage: Eukaryota; Metazoa; Nematoda; Chromadorea; Rhabditida; Strongylidae.